Molecule: messenger RNA, 324 nt
Organism: Microdochium trichocladiopsis
Lineage: Eukaryota; Fungi; Ascomycota; Sordariomycetes; Xylariales; Microdochiaceae
Exons: 1
Coding region: 1-324 (107 amino acids)
Source: RefSeq, a predicted model, not a curated record
AUGGGCCUGGCCAGAUUCUGCCCUGGGUCUCAUGUUCUCUGGGCAUGGCCGGGUCUUGUUCAAGCCGAGCGGCAAGCGGCCUGGAUCCGCAAUGCCAGGCCUCGCAAAGUGACGGGGCGGGCGACAGGUGAGGCUCAAAACCGCAUUGUGGAGAAGUCACCCCCAGGGGCUCUGUCUCAUCUCUCGGUUGUGUUUCCGACCGCCUGGGGUCGUGUUGUUCACCUGCGCGGCAGACAAGUGGCUGCAAGUUCUGCGCCAACGGAAGAUCUCCUCAGGGACAUUGACACACUCGCCCCAAAUAUCUUGACUCGUGAGUGCACAUGA